CAUCAUCGCCGUUGCGCGCCUUCAUUGCUGCAUGAUGCGCGUCAGCGUCGGAACGCCGAUUACACUCGAAAGGCGCGGCGUGCCUUGGCUCCUCGUUCGCCUCGCCGCUAACGAGCUCCCGAGACAUCCGCAGCCGGGGCUCGGCGCUCAUCGCUGUCUGACGUCAUCAGCAACGAGGCAGCAGUACGAGGGAGUGACGGGAAUGGGUGCUGGCAGCCUUUAUCGUUCCCACAGGAAAAUAGCCGUCGUCGCUUCGCAAUCAAUUCAGCGUCUAAGCCGGUCUUCGAAGGUGGUCCGACGGCAUCUGAAAGCAAAGCGUGCGUUGCUUACGUGCUACAAGUUCAGACCCCCGUGACGACGGGAUCGCAAUUUCCGCUCGCAGCUGCGAAUGGCGGAACGUCGCGAGAGCGGCGCGGUGCUGCCACCCGCGGCUGAGGCAGAGUCCGGAGGAUCGCAGCGAGCACCCGCCGACACGCGCGUGCUGCUCGAACCUUCCUCGCGGCCCUCCUCGCUGCCCCUCCCGCCGCUCGCGCAACCCGCGGAGACUCACGGCGACAGCCGCGCUGCCGCUGACGCCCGACGCAACUUCGACACGCUCGCGAGUGACCUCGAGCGUGCCGUUCGCACGACCGUCACCAGCGAGUCGCAGCUGCACGACGCCAUCGCCACGUGCCUGUUCGUCGCGAACGCGCUGUGCGACUGGCCGGAUUCGGACGAUCGCAGAGCGAGAGAGGAGUUUGGCUUCCGCGUCUUGCGCAGCAUGCCGGAAGAGGCGGAGUCGCUGCUGCUGCGAGACAGGUACUUCCUGAUGGAGAGCAGCAGCAGCAAGCGCCGCGCACCAUCAUCCCCCUGGAAGGGCUUCACGGGGCCGCAGGGCAGCUCACGUGUCUACGCCACUGUCGCCGUGCCGCCCGCCCUGAUUCCGCUACUGCCGUCACAGUUGCACUCCCCGUUUCGCACGCAGCUGGACGUGACCACCUGCAAGAUCGACCAAAAACACAAGAGACCACAGGCCGCCAUGCUCCCACUGCAACACCCCAGUCACGAGCACACACAGCAGCUGCAUGCCCUCAAGGCUCGCAGGUACUUCCUCCUCGUCGACCAGCCCCUGUCGCACCGACCACCACCCCCAGCACCCCUGCCCCGAUCGCUGUCAGAGGCACAGUCCCGGUCGCCAACAGUGCCCUCAGGACCGCAGCCCCACUCUCCACCGCCGUCCUCCUCCCCAACGCCAAAGGCGGUGUCUUCUCAGCCCACCCCUCGCUUCUGGCAGCCGCUGUCUCUUGUCCUCAUCUCCUCUACAGCCCCCUCCCAUGCCGUCACGCUCGAUGCCAAGCAGCUGUACUCAACGGCCAGAGCCUAUCUGUCAGGCAGAGCACGAGGUGAUGGCAGCGGGGAUGGCAGUGGGGAUGAUGAUGUGCAGGGCGUGUUGCGCGCUCUGCAAGGAUGUGGGGUGGCAUCAGCAGGGGAGCUGAGUGGUGUUGUGGACGAGAAGGGGUGGACCGCCAUGCACAUCGCUGCUCGCCAGGGAGACACAGAGGUGUCCCUGCAGCUGCAGGCCCUACUGCACAUGGGCAUGCCGGCAGGCGUGUGCAGCACGCUCAAUGCCACAACGCCAAUGCACCUGGCGGCAUAUGGCGGCCAUGUGGGGAGCAUGGAGCUGCUGGCCCAACAUGGGGCGGACAUGCGUGCUCGCACAGCUGGGGGAUGGACCCCUGUGCACAACGCUGCCAGCCAGCAGCAGUGGGGGGCGGUGAGAUGGUUGGCACAGCAGGGGGUGACGCCCGAAGAGCUGAAGACGCCAGGGGCCAACCCCAGGCCGGACAAGCUGCCCGCCCAUCUCAUGAAGACGGCGGUGGAGAAAGUGAAGGAGGAAGACGAUAAAAGAUGGGUGGAAGAGUUCCUUGCGGAGAGUGGUAUCAGUGCGGAUGUUAUGGCUGGAUGUAGCUAGGCGGUCAUGCAGAGAGGAGUGGAGAUAAUGAGGGAGGAGCAUGGAAGGAUACGAACUGUACAGAGUAUACAUACCCGACAAGGUAGUUUCCAGCCGACCUGUUUGAAACAAGCUCUAUGGUGUAGCAGCUGUCGUGAAGAAUAGUGGUGAGGUGAUGUGAUGUCUGUCUCAGAGUAGAAAGAUCGACUAGAAUGAUGAGGUACAAGGGAAUUUGACCUAAGGUGUUGUAUGUAUGUUUAUAUGUAGAAGUUAUAGGCUAGAUAGGCUUGUGUUCUUAGAGGGUACAUCUCCAACCCUAUAUCUCCCCUGUACUCUCUUGUUUUUAAUUCAUUUCUCGU
Messenger RNA from Closterium sp. NIES-67, 2289 nucleotides. The record is from the annotation of a GenBank genome assembly. NCBI's taxonomy places the organism in Eukaryota, Viridiplantae, Streptophyta, Zygnematophyceae, Desmidiales, Closteriaceae.